This is a messenger RNA of Sungouiella intermedia, 426 nucleotides long. NCBI's taxonomy places the organism in Eukaryota, Fungi, Ascomycota, Pichiomycetes, Serinales, Metschnikowiaceae. The record is from the annotation of a GenBank genome assembly.
AUGGUUAAAUUGACACAGGUUGACGACGAGACCGCCACUCAGUUCGAGAAAACCGCUGCUCCAGAAGCUUUCAACAAGUCCGAUUUUGAGUCCGACUCCGAGUUCGAGGACGACUUUGACAUCGAAAAUGAAACCAUAUAUGACAGAAUCGUCGCCUUGAAAGACAUUGUUCCUCCAAACCAGAGAAGUCAGAUUUACGACACCGUUUCCACCGUCAAGAGCUACACCACUUGUGCAUUGAACAAGGGAGGUGCUUUGUUGUGGGGUGUGACCUCCUCCGUGUUGUUGUUGGGUGUUCCAUUGGCUUUGGCCAUUUUGGCUGAGACCCAGUUGCAAGAGAUGGAAAAGGAGAUGUCUUUGCAGCAUUCUGCCCAAGAGGUGUUGGCUCCAGGCUCCGAGGGAGCUUACGCCGAGAAGACUGCCUAA